Pocillopora damicornis (cauliflower coral) is the source of this 2040-nucleotide messenger RNA. RefSeq lists its product as uncharacterized. Lineage: Eukaryota; Metazoa; Cnidaria; Anthozoa; Scleractinia; Pocilloporidae. The record is from RefSeq and is a predicted model, not a curated record.
UCAUUUGCUUUUGUGUUUAUUCCUCCUUGCGCAUGGUCGCUUUAGGCGCAAUUUGGCUAUGGUUCCGGAAGAGUGACCACCCUAUACGUGUCGAAAAACAAGAAUGCUAUCGAACAACUGUAUUGUGAUUCCUUCGAAAGAAAAAAAUGAAGAUAUUUUAUUUAUUCAAAAAUGAGUUUCAGUACAAGAAAGAGAGUGUCAACACAAGCUUGGAAAUUGAGUAAUCUCACGCUCUUUGUUGACGUUCUUUGUUGAUAUUGAAAUAUCCUAGUGUUCAGUCCAUGACAUUUGACAAAUGGUUGCACUACCAGUCUGCACCCAGGGUUUCCAAACCGAAAAAAAAGGAAAAAUUCUGAAACAAGAAAAAUUAAAUUUCACAAGUUGCGCAGUGUAAAAGUUCAUAAGUUCUACACUGCAUCAUCUCUCUAUGCGUAGGACAUAUUUAUGAUUCGGGUCACUGGCGUGUAUCGAUUUUGCAGAUCAGCAGAGCGUUUGAGUAUCACGAAUCUUCGUGACCAUGGACAGCAUUCUUCACGUCCUGUUAAAUAUCGAUCUGUAAGGGUAGAAAUGAGCUUUUUGGAAAAGAAACGAUCAUUAACGAGCGAAAUCGCCGAUGAAACUACAAAGAAAAACGGUUUUGAGGAACGGAGACUGCAAAAAAGACUUCAAGACAUCGAGCGAAGCGCUUUGAAACAACAAAAGAAACGUAGCAACGAACAACUCGAAUACGCUCUUGAAAACCUUUCCCUUGAAGAUGUCAACGCAUUCAACAGCCUCACAAGGAAGAUUCUUAAAUCCAGCUUUCUUCCUCCGAUUAACCAAAAGCCAGCAGGUGGCUCAGGUGAAGGAAAACGUGGAAACAGGAAUGAGAUCUUAGCAGAAAGGCUCAGAGGCUCGAGAAUGAUCCAUAGCUAUCUUGAUAAGCAGAAACAAAGAUGGUUGACGAGAAGUUUGUCGGUUGACUCAGGACUCAUUCCUCUUUCUGGAAAUCGAACUGUGGAAGAAACGGAGUUGAAACCUGGCCCUUACUCAGCUUUUGUGAAAAGACAGCUUGCUGGCUCGCUCUCUGACGUAUCCUGCCCAACAGUGUUUGCUGGCGCAGUCACCAAUUUCAGUCACGUAGCUCAAGAAGGGCGCAAAUUUGAGGAUAUAAAAAGCAUUCAAAACACCCGAAGAGUUGAUUUUGCUGACGAUAUCAAAGAGCAAUUGGAAAGAUCCCGGUCAAAGCCAACACUACGGAAAAGGCAAUCCAACCAUCACCUUUCAUGUCAAACAAAAAUUCAACACAGCUGCCUGAGUGAUGCCAUUGUAUACAAACUUGAAAUGCGAAAAAGGGAGCGACUGAAACUCUACCAACAAAGUGGCGAUUCUUAUACCUGAUACUAAUUACAAUGCCUGAGACAGUAGGACAAGAACUGAUUUAAAACAUUUUUAUAGAUUACUUAAAAGUAUAUUUGCCAUCGUAUUUAUUUCAGCGUGUUUACAAAUCUAGUUUCUAAGUUAUGUAUUUAGCUGCUGAUCUUUUUCAAUCAGUUUUAAAUUAAUAAAAAGUACAUGUACGCAUAUCAACACAUCUCUCUCGAGUUUUUUUUUUUUUGAAACGCUUAAAGAAUAAAUAAACCGUUGAUGUUUCAUUCUGUAGAUUUCUCACCGAACACUAAUAGUAUCAGAACUUUAAGGAGGCAUGUUUUUAAUCCCAUGUAAGAUCUAGUAGUGAUUCACUGCUUUUCUGACCGAUGAAAAUGCUCAUUUUUGUCGUCAUGAAAGAAUUCAAAAACUUUUAUUUAACUGAGCUAUGUUACUUCCUGGUUGAAAUCGUCUUAGAAGGGCAAACAAACACUUAUCAAGAAAAUCUCUAGCAAUUCUUAGUGAUACUUCAGGUGAAAGUGUUUUCAUAAUCGACCAUAGAGGUCAGUGGAAAUUGCCCUAUCGAUAUUUCAAAGCGAGAACUAUAUAUUCUGAAACCGUACCACAGAUGCUGGCGAUAUGGGAAAGUAAAGACAAAAUUGAUCACUUAAUAAUGAGUUUGAUUGAUCGAAA